GGAAAGAACGCAGUGAUAUAAACGACGCACAGGAACUAAACAAGUCAAACACAAAAACUGUCCAUAGAGCAGUCCAAGAUGGUUUUAGAGUUAAUUGCCAGGAUAAUUAAAGUCCAGCUUCCAGCGUAUCUCAAGAAGCUUCCGGUACCGGAGUCGCUGAGCGGUUUUAUACGUUUAACAGUGUCUGACUGGCUUCGGUUGCUGCCUCUCCUGGGUAUCCUGGGUUUGCUGGGUUUUCUGACUGUUCGGCCGUUCAUGCCUACAAGGAAGAAGCAGAGAGACUGCCUGAUCAACCUGAAGAUCCAGAAGGAAAACCCCAAAGUGGUCAAUGAGAUAGACAUUGAGGAUCUGAACUGUACAAAUGUGUGUUACUGCCGCUGCUGGCGCUCCAAAACGUUUCCUGUUUGUGACAAGUCGCACAUAAAGCACAAUGAGCUGACUGGAGACAACGUGGGACCGCUCAUACUCAAAAAGAAGAUCCUAUAAUCGACCGCUGAUGGGAGUUUUCCUCUCACCUCCUCACAGCCUUCACAUUUAUGACUUCUUUUGACGAGAAAGGGUCAUGGUUUUGCCUUAGUGACAUGCUCAUCUCUUUAUCAGACAUGUGGAUGUGUCUUUUUUUGUGCAGUUUGGGAAGUUUUAUUUUUGAUUUUCUAUGCCUUUUUGUUCAUUGUCUGCUUUUGUUACUUACCAACCUUUUUCUGUGUAAAUGUCAAAUCCAUUUUUGCCACGUCUCUGUCUUUUGGAAUUAGAUACACAUCAUUGGGACCACUUUAAGGGAAACACUUGAAACAUUACUGCAGUGACUUUAUAAGGAGUUCUGAACACAUCAUGGGGAAAGAAAGGAUGUUUUCUAGUGAACUAGUUUGUUAUAACGAAAUGCUAAAUACCAAUUCAAUGCGUGAUCCAAACUUUAUUUAAUUGGAUUAUUCUUUGGUGUCCUAUUAGUAUUAUUUAACAGCCAACCGUUUUUAGCUUUCGUUCGCCUUGGGAUUUUCUGUGCCAAACAUUACCUUGCAUUUCGGAGGUGAUAUAUUCCCUUAUAAGUUAUUUUGCGUAUGGGAGGCUACUUAUUAUUCAUCAGACAUACUGUAUUUUGUGUAUUGCUUUUGACUUUAAAAGCAGUUGAGUUUUACAAUUUUUUUUUUCCAGCUGUUUUCUUCAAACAUUUCAAGUCACUGAACUGUUGAGACAUUUCCAGUUAUCUAAACCUUGCAGCUCUUAGGUUUCAGAUAGUAAAUUACACAACAUUAGUGUCUAUUGUUUCUCUCAGUGUCUGUCUUGUCAGAAAGGUUGUGUAUAGUUUACCUCCUGCCCAUUGAGUUUAACUCUUUAUAUUCAUUGAUAUUUUAUGUAUACAUGGUUUAUAUUUUCAGGUAUGUUUUCAUGAAUCAUGUGAAUUAUGAUAUUAAAUGUAAAAAAAAAAAAAAAAAAGUCAAGAUGUUCAACCUGGUAGUUGUUUCAACAGAAUUGCACCUUCAUUCCCUCCUCUCCUUUAUUUUUGUGACCUGGGAACUCUUCUUGUGACCUUAAGUUGAAAUAUUAUUGAAUGACAUGGAAGCUGAAUACACAACAUCACUUUGCAAAUAUGUUUGGCUUAUUUCUUCUUGGAAAACUUGCAUCCACAUUCACACAUUCUACAGGAGGGAUUAGUUUACGGCAUGUCAACAAACAUAUCCUCAAAAUAAACAAGAACUAUCAGCAUGUAAAGUACCUCUAUGCUGCCAGGAAAAAAUAAAUAAAUAAAUAAAAAUAGCUUUUUACCCGAUUUAAGGUUAUGCAUAUGUUGGGUCUUAAGGAAUUUAGCACAUAUACAAAUAAUUUUCAAUCUAGCUGAUUUAAACAAAGAUUUAGGAUUAUCUGCACAAAUGUAACCUGCGUGAUACUAGAUUUGGCAAGUUCCUCAUUUUUGCAGCCAUCUGUGCUCAGCUGUAUAAUUUUAGAAAUAAUUUCUCAAACUACAACUUUUAAGGCAAUGAAAUACAGCAUAAUCUUGACAUACAUAUAAUCAAACUGUCAAAACAUAGUGCAGAAUAGUAAUUUAUACUUUCUAGUAUAUAUACAGAAUGUGACAGAAAGUUCUUGUUCAGUUUUGUCCAUUUAUUGUUCAAAGAAUAUCUGGUAAAAAAACUAAUGCUCAGUUCUGGAAAUGUAUCAUAAAUAGUUCCUAAAAACACAUAAAAACCUUUUCAAUGAGGCCAUUUAAAAACAAAUUAAAACAUCUUAAGUUACACUGCAUACUUCGGUAAUAAAAAAAAAAAUCAAAUAUAUAACAAAGCUAUUUCAUUUCUUUCAUAAUCAAACUGAAGAAUAUCAUGAAAUGUGGGUAUUUAAAACAUGAGCGUGACUGUUGUUGAGUAGUCGUAGCAUUAAAAGUGUAGGACAGUAGUGCACAUCAAAUACAUGAGUUUUAGCAGCAUUGUGUAUGAACCAAAUGGAAAGUGUUGUGGAUCAUUCUUGUAUCUUCUGAGUUUUGUAAACUACACAAACCUUUGCCAUCACACAGCUAACACAUAAUUUAAUGAAACAUCUCACACACAAACACACAGAUGUAAAAAUAAAGCAUUGAGUGCAGAAAACUAAAGUCUUAAAUGUCAAAUGUGGAGACUAGUUUAAAAUAACACAAUAUGGCUACUGUCAGUACAUUCAAUUAGGUACCCCCCCCCC
Messenger RNA from Sphaeramia orbicularis (orbiculate cardinalfish), 2667 nucleotides. It is a transcript of the gene cisd2, whose product is annotated as CDGSH iron sulfur domain 2. Gene Ontology annotation, molecular function: 2 iron, 2 sulfur cluster binding. The coding region runs from base 79 to 486 and encodes 135 amino acids. Lineage: Eukaryota; Metazoa; Chordata; Actinopteri; Kurtiformes; Apogonidae. The transcript has 3 exons. Gene Ontology annotation, biological process: autophagy of mitochondrion; regulation of autophagy. Gene Ontology annotation, cellular component: intracellular membrane-bounded organelle; mitochondrial outer membrane. The record is from RefSeq and is a predicted model, not a curated record.